ACAUAUACUGUUAUAAUGUCCAGUCUGUCGAAGAAGGGUGAAACUGCAUAUGCUGAAGCCGGAAAAGUUGCAGAAGAGGUAAUUUCACAGGUCCGGACAGUGUAUUCGUACGUAGGGGAAGAAAAAGCAAUUGAAGCAUACUCAAAAUCACUUAGAAAGGCACUGAAAUUGGGAACAAAAGGUGGACUUGUAAAAGGACUUGGAGUAGGUUCGACCUAUGGGCUGUUAUUUUGUGCAUGGGCACUACUCCUUUGGUAUGCUGGUCUCCUUGUUAGGCAUGGUGUCACGAAUGGUGGUAAAGCAUUCACAACGAUCCUAAAUGUUAUCUUCAGUGGAUUCGCUCUUGGUCAAGCAGCUCCAAACAUUAGUUCUCUUGCGAAAGGCCAUGCUGCAGCAAGAAAGAUUAUCAGCAUGAUAGAAAAGGCUCCAAGUACAUCAAAAACAUCGGAUGAUGGAAUGGUAUUACCACAAGUGGAAGGUGAAAUCAAGUUUUGUGAGGUGUCUUUCGCUUACCCGUCAAGGAAGAGCGUGGUUUUCAACGGCUUAAAUUUCACAAUCAGCGCCGGAAAAACUACAGCUGUUGUCGGUCAGAGUGGAUCAGGAAAGAGCACCAUUAUUUCCAUGAUUGAAAGAUUCUAUGAGCCAAAAUCAGGUAAUAUUCUUUUGGAUGGCCAUGAUAUAAAGAACCUCAGAUUGGCGUGGCUAAGGAAGCAAAUGGGACUCGUGAGUCAAGAACCUGCAUUGUUUUCUACAACAAUCGCAGGAAACAUCACAUAUGGAAGAGAAGGAGCAACCAUGGAGGACAUAAUAGAGGCUUCUAAAGUUGCGAAUGUUCAUUCUUUUAUACAAGGUUUACCUGAAGGAUACUUCACCGAGGUGGGAGGUGGAGUGCAGCUCUCUGGAGGCCAAAAGCAGCGAAUCGCCAUUGCCAGAGCAGUUCUUAGAAAUCCAAAAAUUCUACUUCUAGAUGAAGCUACUAGUGCACUAGAUGCGGAAUCAGAAUGCAUGGUUCAACAUGCCUUGGAGAAAAUAAUGUUAGAUAGGACAACAGUUGUGGUUGCACACAGGCUAUCCACAAUUAGGAAAGCUGAUAGCAUUAUUGUCCUAAAGAAUGGAAAAGUCAUUGAAAGCGGCACACACUCAGAAUUAAUGUCUAAAGGAGAAAAUGGAGAGUAUGCCACUCUGGUGCGAUUUCAAGUAUCAAAAAACAACGAUCUUUAUAAUGUUGUUUUCUUUAGGGACCCUUCAAAAACAUCACGGCUUCUUCCCGAAAUCGAAGAAUAUAAUGAGAAGACAAAGUCAAUGUUUCGGAUACAGCAGCAAGGAUUUCACAGAGAAGAACCUGAGUUGGCAAAAACACCACUGAUAUGGAAAGCAAUAAAACUGAACAAGCCAGAAUGGCCAUAUGCAAUGAUGGGAUCACUCGGUGCGAUACUUGCGGGGGCCGAAGGUCCACUAUUUGCUCUAGGAAUUACUCAUGUCCUCUCUGCAUUUUAUUCUCAUGAUAAACCUCACAUCAAACAUGAGAUCAAGAUCAUCUCACUCAUAUUCAUUGGAGCAGCGAUCAUCACAGUACCUAUAUACGUAUUGCAACAUUAUUUCUACACCUUAAUGGGAGAGAAGCUCACCACGCGUGUCCGCCUACUUAUGUUCUCAGCUAUUUUAAGGAAAGAGAUAGGAUGGUUCGAUAAGGAAGAGAAUAGUUGUGGAUCACUCACGUCAACUUUGGCAAUUGAAGCAACACUAAUGCGAAGCAUAGUUUCCGAGAGGUUGUCAACCAUCAUUCAGAAUCUAUCACUUACAGCGACCGCAUUUGUCAUAUCAUUUCUUCUUAGUUGGCGUUUAGCAGCAGUUGUCAUUGCCACGUUCCCUCUACUCAUUGGUGCUGCAAUAGCUGAGCACCUGUUUCUCAAGGGAUUUGGAGGGAAUUACACGAUUGCCUAUGCUCAAGCAACUUCCGUGGCACAAGAAGCGAUUGCCAACAUCAAAACAAUAGCGGCAUUUGGUGCUGAGGACCGGAUAUCACUCCAAUUUAUCAGUAAACUACAGAAGCCUAACAGAGAAGCCUGUUUACGUGGGCAUAUAUCAGGCAUAGGCUACGGCCUCUCCCAGUUAUUCGCCUACUGCUCUUAUGCACUUGGCCUUUGGUAUUCCUCGCAGCUUCUUAAGCACCGAGAAUCGGACUUUGGUAGUAUCAUUAAGUCCUUCAUGGUGUUAAUAAUCACUGCACUCAGCAUUGCAGAGACCCUAGCCCUAACUCCCGACAUCGUAAAGGGAUCGCAAGCACUUACCACAGUCUUUUCUCUACUUGAAAGAAAGAUCGAUAUAAAACCCGAUGAAUCUAUAGAGCCUGAGAAUAUCCGAGGACAGAUAGAGUUCAGGGAUGUGAGCUUCAAGUACCCAACAAGGCCUUGUGUCACUGUAUUGCGGAACUUAAGCUUACAUGUAGAAGCUGGAAGAAGCCUUGCUUUAGUGGGAAGAAGUGGGUCAGGAAAGAGCUCUAUAAUAUCGCUCAUAGUAAGAUUCUACGAUCCAAACUCAGGGAUGAUACUGAUUGAUGGAACUGAUAUCCAGAGUCUAAACUUGAGGUCACUGAGAAAACAAAUAGGACUGGUUCAGCAAGAGCCAGCGUUGUUCUCCACCACAAUCUAUGAAAAUAUCGCAUACGGGAAAGCUGGUGCUUCUGAGAUAGAGGUAAUGAAAGCAGCCAAAGCAGCGAAUGCUCAUGGCUUUAUAAGCCGAUUGGCCAAUGGGUACAAUACCCAUGUUGGGGAACGCGGAGCCCAGCUGUCGGGGGGUCAGAAACAGAGGGUGGCAAUUGCUAGAGCCAUUUUGAAAGAUCCAGCAAUUCUUCUUCUAGAUGAGGCCACCAGUGCUCUCGAUACGGCUUCUGAGAAGCUGGUGCAAGAAGCUCUAAAUGGGCUCAUGGAGGGUCGUACGACAGUCAUUGUGGCGCACAGGUUGUCAACCAUCCGCAAUGCCAACAUGAUUGCUGUUCUUCAAGAUGGAAAACUCUGUGAAGUGGGAAGUCAUGAAGACUUGAUUAGAACACCUAGAAGUGCGUAUUCUCAGCUAGUUCGCUUGCAGCAGCACGAAGGUGAAUCGUUAGACCGAUUCAAUAGUAUAAGCUAAAAUGAAAAGAAAAAGAACAAACUACAAAGAUUGUAUAAAUUAUCCUUUUCAGUUAGCACUUUGGUAGAAAGUUUCUCAUUACUUCUAUUAGGAUGAUGAAGAAGUUGAUAAUAGACGUGAGUUUCCUUAUGCAUAUAUACCAAUUAAGUCUGAAAAACAUACCACGUCAAGGUGAAAUAAAAGCAAAUCUGCAUCUUUAAAAGCUUUUUAGAUUGAUCAACAAACUAUAGUUGGCGGUGUCUGUAUAGUGUAUAGUAUUUCACC
Ananas comosus (pineapple) is the source of this 3396-nucleotide messenger RNA. Its product is annotated as ABC transporter B family member 13. Lineage: Eukaryota; Viridiplantae; Streptophyta; Magnoliopsida; Poales; Bromeliaceae. The record is from RefSeq and is a predicted model, not a curated record. The transcript has 8 exons. Gene Ontology annotation, molecular function: ABC-type transporter activity; ATP binding; ATP hydrolysis activity. Gene Ontology annotation, cellular component: membrane. The coding region runs from base 16 to 3132 and encodes 1038 amino acids. Gene Ontology annotation, biological process: transmembrane transport.